UUUGAACAUAUCAUGUGUGCUGGUGGAAAGUUGCAAGGAAUGUCGAAACUACAGCCUGGCUCAACCUAUGGAGUUCAAAAGAGACAUGGCAGUUGUUCCCCGUGCUCAGCGGGCCCUGGGCGAGGCAGAAAUGUAGAUGGCAGCUGCUGGCUUUGAAGGACUUGCACCCGUCUGACCCUGCACAGCGCCUCCGAUUGCUACCAUGAUCUUCUGCAUGCUACUGUUGGCCACACUGCCUGAGCCAUCUGGCACCGAAGUCAACCCUGCUAUCUGCCGUUACCCCUUGGGGAUGCACGAAGGGACGAUACGAGAUGAAGACAUCACAGCUUCCAGCCAGUGGUAUGAUUCCACAGGACCCCAGUAUGCACGGUUACAAAGGGAAGAGGGGGAUGGAGCCUGGUGCCCGGCUGGCUUGUUGCAGCCAGAAGAUGUGCAGUUCCUUCAAAUUGACCUGCACAAGCUCUUUUUCAUCACCUUGAUUGGGACUCAGGGACGACAUGCCCGUGCCACGGGCAAGGAAUUUGCCCGCGCUUACCGGAUUGACUACAGCCGCAACGGAGAGCGCUGGAUCUCCUGGAGAGAUCGUCAGGGCAGGAAGGUGAGUGCAGUAGGAACCGAAUCGUGGAGCACACAGAAGUCAGGUCAGUUUCAAGGUGUUUCCUCAGUUACUAGGAAGGCUGGAUCCUUGGAAGUGACAAUUUUUAAUGUGUGUGGUUUUCCCCUCAGGUUACAAAGGGAAGAGGGGGAUGGAGCCUGGUGCCCGGCUGGCUUGUUGCAGCCAGAAGAUGUGCAGUUCCUUCAAAUUGACCUGCACAAGCUCUUUUUCAUCACCUUGAUUGGGACUCAGGGACGACAUGCCCGUGCCACGGGCAAGGAAUUUGCCCGCGCUUACCGGAUUGACUACAGCCGCAACGGAGAGCGCUGGAUCUCCUGGAGAGAUCGUCAGGGCAGGAAGGUGAUCCAAGGCAACAUCGAUACUUACGACGUGGUCUUGAAAGAUCUUCGGCCUCCCAUCAUCGCACGUUUCGUGCGGGUGAUUCCAGUGACGGAGAUGCCCAUGACUGUCUGUAUGAGGGUGGAGCUCUAUGGCUGUGUCUGGUAUGAUGGUUUGGCAUCCUAUAGCAUCCCUGAAGGAGGGACAAUAGCGGCUCCUGGCUUCCCCAUCGUUUAUCUGAAUGACUCGACCUAUGAUGGCUACCAGGAGCGCAGGCACUUGUACGGUGGUCUGGGCCAGCUGACGGAUGGUGUGCUUGGACUGGAUGAUUUCACACAGAGCCACCAGUACCGUGUGUGGCCGGGCUAUGACUAUGUUGGCUGGAAGAACGAGAGCUUCAGCACGGGCUCUGUUGAAAUGGAGUUCCAGUUUGACCGACCACGGAACUUCACCUCCAUGAAGGUGCAUUGUAACAACAUGUUUUCCAAGGGGGUGAAGAUCUUCCAGAAGGUGGAGUGUCUGUUCAAACCACGCCUGAUUGCAGACUGGGAGCCCGAACCUGUCGGGGUGGCAACUGUCUUAGAUGACAAAAACCCCAGCGCUAGGUUUGUGACUGUCCCCCUCAACCAGCGCGUGGGUAAAGCCAUACUUUGCCGCUUCUACUUCGCUGACACCUGGAUGAUGAUGAGCGAGAUUUCCUUCCAGUCAGACAUGGAGAGCGUGAAUCCCAAUUUUGUUACGGCAGCCACCAGCACGACUGAUCUCCUGGAAACAGAGUGCAACGUUACCGAGGGGACUUGGGAAACCACUUCUUCUGUAACCAGCACCUGGAUAGGAGAGAAAGCAGAUGACUCCAAUACCUCCAUCCUCGUGGGCUGCCUUGUGGCUAUUAUUCUUCUGCUCCUGAUGAUCAUAAUCGUUAUUCUUUGGAAGCAGUAUGUUCAAAAAAGGUUGGAAAAGGCCCCACGUCGAAUCCUGGAGGAGGAUGCCACGGUUCGCCUCUCCUUCUAUAGCUACACCAUUGCCAACAACCAGACCCAGAUCCACCAGUCCAAUCCCACCUAUGAACGUGCUUUCCCACUGGAUUUGGAAUAUCAUCAGCCAGCCACGCUGCUCCAAAAGCUUCCGGAGCUUUCCCAAAGUGCAGAGGAUUCAGUGUGCAGUGGGGACUAUGCUGAGCCCGACCUGACCAAGUCCACCCCUCACCAAGGCUUUCAGAACAACGUUCCUCACUAUGCUGAGACAGAUAUUGUCCACCUGCAAGGUGUGACCGGCAACAACAUGUAUGCAAGGAGGUCUCCAGGCUCUCUGGGCUGGAUUCUGCCUAACUCUUGGUUCUUUCUCACUAGGCACUUGUACGGUGGUCUGGGCCAGCUGACGGAUGGUGUGCUUGGACUGGAUGAUUUCACACAGAGCCACCAGUACCGUGUGUGGCCGGGCUAUGACUAUGUUGGCUGGAAGAACGAGAGCUUCAGCACGGGCUCUGUUGAAAUGGAGUUCCAGUUUGACCGACCACGGAACUUCACCUCCAUGAAGGUGCAUUGUAACAACAUGUUUUCCAAGGGGGUGAAGAUCUUCCAGAAGGUGGAGUGUCUGUUCAAACCACGCCUGAUUGCAGACUGGGAGCCCGAACCUGUCGGGGUGGCAACUGUCUUAGAUGACAAAAACCCCAGCGCUAGGUUUGUGACUGUCCCCCUCAACCAGCGCGUGGGUAAAGCCAUACUUUGCCGCUUCUACUUCGCUGACACCUGGAUGAUGAUGAGUGAGAUUUCCUUCCAGUCAGACAUGGAGAGCGUGAAUCCCAAUUUUGUUACGGCAGCCACCAGCACGACUGAUCUCCUGGAAACAGAGUGCAACGUUACCGAGGGGACUUGGGAAACCACUUCUUCUGUAACCAGCACCUGGAUAGGAGAGAAAGCAGAUGACUCCAAUACCUCCAUCCUCGUGGGCUGCCUUGUGGCUAUUAUUCUUCUGCUCCUGAUGAUCAUAAUCGUUAUUCUUUGGAAGCAGUAUGUUCAAAAAAGGUUGGAAAAGGCCCCACGUCGAAUCCUGGAGGAGGAUGCCACGGUUCGCCUCUCCUUCUAUAGCUACACCAUUGCCAACAACCAGACCCAGAUCCACCAGUCCAAUCCCACCUAUGAACGUGCUUUCCCACUGGAUUUGGAAUAUCAUCAGCCAGCCACGCUGCUCCAAAAGCUUCCGGAGCUUUCCCAAAGUGCAGAGGAUUCAGUGUGCAGUGGGGACUAUGCUGAGCCCGACCUGACCAAGUCCACCCCUCACCAAGGCUUUCAGAACAACGUUCCUCACUAUGCUGAGACAGAUAUUGUCCACCUGCAAGGUGUGACCGGCAACAACAUGUAUGCAGUCCCGGCCCUCACCGUGGACUCGCUUACCAAGAAGGACAUCUCGGUGGGGGAGUUCCCUCGGCAGCAGCUACGACUCAAGGAGAAGCUGGGAGAAGGACAGUUUGGAGAGGUGCACCUUUGUGAAGCUGAUGGCCUGCUGGAAUUCCUGGGAGUCUCCUCUUCGGAAUUCACCCACCAGCCAGUCCUCGUAGCCGUGAAAAUGCUGAGAUCAGAUGUCAACAAAACAGCCAGAAAUGACUUCCUGAAGGAGAUCAAGAUCAUGUCGCGGCUGAAGAACCCAAAUAUCAUCCGGCUCCUGGGGGUGUGUGUGCGCGACGACCCGCUGUGCAUGAUAACGGAAUACAUGGAGAACGGAGACCUCAACCAGUUCCUGUCGCAGAGGGAGAUCUACAGCAAAUUUGCCAUUUCAAACAAUAUUCCCUGCGUCAGCUACUCUAACCUGCUGUACAUGGCCACCCAGAUCGCCUCUGGAAUGAAGUAUUUAGCCUCCCUGAAUUUCGUGCACAGGGAUCUGGCAACUCGCAACUGCCUGGUGGGGAACAACUACACCAUCAAGAUCGCGGACUUCGGCAUGAGCAGGAAUCUCUACAGCGGGGAUUACUACCGGAUCCAGGGCAGAGCUGUCCUGCCCAUACGUUGGAUGGCCUGGGAGAGCAUCCUCCUGGGCAAGUUCACCACAGCCAGUGAUGUCUGGGCCUUUGGGGUCACCCUGUGGGAGAUGUUCAUACUGUGCAAGGAGCAGCCAUACAGCCUCCUCUCGGACGAGCAAGUCAUCGAGAACACGGGAGAGUUCUUCCGGAGCCAGGGCAGGCAGAUCUAUCUCUCCCAGACUCCUCUGUGUCCUAACCCUGUGUUUGACCUGAUGCUGAAAUGCUGGAGCAGGGAUAUAAAAGAUCGUCCCACUUUUGACAUGAUUCACCACUUCCUGCUGGAACAAAUGGAAUCAAACAUUUGACUCCGGAAAAAGAGACAAACUGUUGAGACCAGAGUGACUUUGGGUGUCUCUGCCUGUACCUCACGGAAGGCGGUGGGGCCACCUUGCUCUCCUCCCUUGACUGUUCCGUAUUUAAGUUGAGAUGUCCAUGGCAGCUGCUCAUUCUAUUGGCCAUGGUCUGACACGCAGGACCAGAGGAUCUCAUUUGGUUGGAAAAAAAAAAAAAAAAAAAAAGAAUAAUCAUCUCCUCCUCUUCUGAAUCAUUUUCCUGGGAAUACUGUGAGAGGGGUUUUAUUAGAUACCCAUACACCUUUGGGCAAAACGAACGAGGAAAACUGAGGGACUUGGAGCUCUCUCCUGGGUGGAAUGAAAAGCGGUGGGAGCGCUGCCGCUCAAGAACAGAUUUCUAGAAGUAAAGACUUCAGCCUUCUGAAACGAUUCCAUUAGAUCAAAUGGAAGUCUUGUGCACAUUAGUGAGUGUUUCCGAGUGCUCUUGCUACAGACAGUGAGAGAUGAGAAACGCCGAGAGCGAGGGAAGGGUUUGAUGGACCUGAGAACUGACGGAGCUGGAUUUAGCAACCCUUUGGAAGUGACGCUACCAGGGUCUACAGAGGACACUGAUAGAAGAGUCCAAGAUCAUGUUCUUUUUUUCCUGUGGUUGUUAAGCACUGCUUUUGUUAUAUAUGUGCGUUUUCCCCACACUGGAUUUUUUUUUUUCUAGAAAAAAAAAAAAAAAUUUUGAAAAUGAAUGUUCAAGGUCAUAGGAAGGUCACUACGGUGGAAGAUCUUCUUUUGGCCUACAAAUUAAGGCUAGGGUAGGGAGUCUGUAUUGAAAAGUAGCUGAUACUGUACUACUGUCACUAUGUAGAUUUAUUAGCCUAAUGAACUUGUAGCCACAAUGGACUGAUGUGCAAUUAAUCCUGUAUAAGUACCCAUUAAUAUGAGAUCUGGAAGUGGAUGCUGUUACCUGUGCAGAGGGCACUUGGGUUUUUGGUGAAAGCGAGUGGUGGGGAGCAGAACCCACCACGUCACUUGUCACAGUGAGAGGAAGAGGAGGGGAGACCGGGCCGUUCCCAGCACACUCCUGUGCACACACACACUCAGAUUAACACUUUUCUGGUUCCUCCUGGGGUCUGCAGUGGGGACGGUGCUGUCACCCAGGCAGAGCACUUCAGCCCAGGGUCCAGCCGGGGGACGGGGCUGACACAUCCCCUUAGCCUGGGUUUGGGUUUUAUUUCGGAUGCUCCCUGCACCACGCAAGACAAUUUACUCAUUGAACUUGGGCUUGGUUGGUUUUUUUGUUUGCCCUGUCACAAACAGCUCAUUCUCUGGAGGGUUUUGGAGGGCUCUGAAAUCCAUUUGGAGUGAGUGAGAGAAUUCAGCUGGUUUCUACAAUAAAUCCAUUGUGGAUUUACCAGGUGCCUGGGGAAUACUCUGCUAUUCCCUCUCUAAUCGUGUAGCAAGAUACUUAGGACCAAACCAGAUAUUUCCUAAGCUGGGAGAAGAUGAAAGGGUUUUGUUUUUUUUUUUUAAACAGCAUCUAGCGUGGCAUGUAUUUCCAGUAAAGAUAAAAAGAUAAUUUUUGUCUUAGCCACGAGCAUCGUGUGAACGGCUGUCGGUGCUACGAGCUCUGUAAGGGCACUGCUGAGAGAGGGGAUGUCAAAAGGGUUGUAAAACGAGGAUAAUUCUUACGUUGAAAGAAAAAACCUGCUUCUGAGUUGGCCGAUGGCAGGAUGGAGGGUGGCACGGCUGCCUCUGCUCCCCGGGCAGAGCAAACCCCCUCCUGAAGUUUCCCAGUUGCAGCUCACGUGGUAGGACCGUGCCCAGGUUGUCCUGCUGUCCUGCAGACCCGGCCUGGGCUUUCCCUGCCUGCACGAGAUGUCUCUGGAGGGUGUUUAGACGGCUCUGAAAUCCAUUUGGAGCAAGUUAGAGAAUUCAGCUCAUUUCCACAAUAAAUCCAUUACGGAUUUACCGGGUGCCUGGUAGGUGUCUCCACCCGAGCUGGUCCUCUGAGGAGCUGGAGGGUCCAAGUCAUCUCAUCUCCCAGCGAGGGCGACACGGGCUCAGGUGAAUCUCACCCCUAAAUAGAUUAUUAUUAUUAUUAUUUUUCUCUCCUUUGACUAGAGGGGCCUGGGGUGAGCUGCCGUGGCACACGCGCGCCGUCUGUCUGGAGCUGGGCCAUGGGGGGCAAAGCCAGCGUGGUGCCCCUGCAGCCUGUGGGGCACUGGUGGCUGGAAAACCACGCACCAGCUGCCUUUCUGGAGUUGAUAUUUCUUAUCCUCUCCCAGAAAAUGUACCCCAGUAACACACAGCCACGUGUGUGAUCUCCUGUGCUUCGGGAUGUCCGAGCGCUGUAACACCACCUGGGUGGCCUUUGUCCUUCUGUUAUGUCAGGACGUGCUGUUCCUCCCUUGACAUACAAAGUUUCUCUCAUAUCAAUAAAUUCUAACGAUAACCUUGA
This is a messenger RNA of Calidris pugnax (ruff), 6695 nucleotides long. Its product is annotated as discoidin domain-containing receptor 2-like. Lineage: Eukaryota; Metazoa; Chordata; Aves; Charadriiformes; Scolopacidae. Gene Ontology annotation, biological process: protein phosphorylation; positive regulation of kinase activity; cell surface receptor protein tyrosine kinase signaling pathway. The coding region runs from base 203 to 4255 and encodes 1350 amino acids. The record is from RefSeq and is a predicted model, not a curated record. Gene Ontology annotation, cellular component: membrane; signaling receptor complex. The transcript is spliced from 24 exons. Gene Ontology annotation, molecular function: collagen binding; protein tyrosine kinase collagen receptor activity; ATP binding.